Molecule: messenger RNA, 2524 nt
Organism: Linum trigynum
Lineage: Eukaryota; Viridiplantae; Streptophyta; Magnoliopsida; Malpighiales; Linaceae
Source: the annotation of a GenBank genome assembly
CUUGCUAAUGCAUAUUGCAGACCAAGAUAUCCAAUGCAUUCCACGAUCCUUGUCUUGACCCGCCCACCAGAAUCGAGCAAGUUGACUAUUUAGGCGUCGACAAGUAGUAGAGGGAAGUCUAAAAGAAAACAUAGUGUAGACGGGUGAAGCAGAUCCAACAGCCUUGAUUACAACCUCUUUCGCAGCUAGCGAUAGCGCUUUAGAGCGCCAACUCUGAAUGCGGGCAGCAAGUUUAUCCUCAACAAAUUGGAAUAUUUGAACUUUGGAUCACUGUAUUUGAGCAAGAAGACCAAGAUAUUUGUCGAGAGGACCUAUGGAGGAGAUGCCGAGAGUAGCGCCCAAUGCAAUCGACUCUUGAGGACUCAUAUUAUUACUGAAGCAGGCCGAAGAUUUCUGCAGGUUAAUCCGUUGCCCACUGGCCUCCUCGAACAACCGUAAUAACUGGAGAAGAUGUCCACAUUCAGAAGACGUUGCUCUCAGGAAAAGGUAAGUGUCGUCGGCAAAGUGGAUCUCUUCCUAAAGGGGUUGUGACGAUAUCAAAUAUCAUAUGUUUGUGCUAAAAAUGAAUGUGUCUUUUUGUUAACUUGCAAUAGUAUAAGAGUGUAAAAUAUUUUUAAUAAAAAAGUAUGUUAAAUAUUAUAAAGGGAUAAAGAAAAGAAUUGAAAUUGGGUUUAGGGAGGGAAGGGGGGGAAAUAUAAAAAAACACUGUUUGCGACUCGUGGUUUUUUUAAAUAUCCUUGUGCUCUGCCAUAAGAACUUGGAGUCGAUGUCAUGGUGAAGGCAAGGUUGUGAUUCUUCGUGUCAGACUGGUAUUCUACUCCUUGCUAUCUCACUACCCGACUAUUCCUGUAAGCUCUUAACCCCUGACACACGAAACCGUCCAUUUGGCUAGCAAUCAACUAUAUCCGAUGAUGAAGCGCCCACUUGAACCCGGAGCAAAGAUGACUUUACUUUCUCUAGGCAAGUUAGGACUCGAAGAAGAUUCAAGUGGUGAGAAACUUAGCUCAGACGUCACUCUCGAAGGACGUGAUCCAUCGUUUCCCCUCACGGUACUACUUAACGAAAGACGGGGGAGUGCUGAAAUGGAACAACCAGCCUCAGACCCUCUCAGCUGCGCACAUAACGUGACUGAACUCUUCUCAAUUCUCAGAAGCAAGAAUUCGCGAACAGUGCUGCUUUUUUUCAACCAAUCUCAUUCGUCUUUUUGUAACACUCCAAGAUACUGCCUGUGGAAUGAAUUAUACUCACUGAAAGGUGAGGAAUGAAAUUUCCCCAUUAACGUCGGCACAAACGAUCCUAAAUGGCUAAAACCCUAGUCUCAUUUUCCCCAUUGCUCGAGUAAAAACCUUAAACCCAAGUUGCCGGCCGCCCCCCGAGUCACAUCGCAUAUGCAAACUUGAGCAAUGGCGAUAAAGAAGUCGAAGAAGUCCACCGGCGGCGACUAGGGGUGACAGUCGGUCGGUUUCAGUUUAACCGAAAACUCGGUUAUCGGUUAAACCGAGCCACCCCUUAUAGCUGCCGACCACUGACCGUGAGAGAGGUUACGGUUAGCCGGCCAACCGACCAGUCGGUUUCGAUUUUAGGCUCGGUUAACCGGCCAACCGGAAACUAGCUUUUCUACAAAAAAAAAAUAUAAUAAUAAUAAAAAAAGAAAAUUCUGCACCACUCAUCUCACACCUUAUCUCCUCCUCUCUCCUUCCUUCCUCCACCAAACCACUUCUUCUUCUCUCCUUCCUUCCUCCACCAUUUCUCAUCCCAACACGAAGCAAACAAAGAGGGAGGGAGGAGAAAUGGUAGUAGUCUCCACCUGGCAAAUCUCCGACGCCGAGCACAGCGCUAGCAGCGCCCCGGCGGCGUACUCCGUCGCCCUGUCCGAGAUCUUGAGGAUCUCCUCCACCCCGCUCACCGCCGCUCUCAGAUCCGAGCACCGCGUCCCGACGACGACCAUCUCGACCAUCGCCGCGAAAUUCACCCGCGCCUCGAUCGACGAAUGGAACUGCAAAUUUGCCAGGAAUCCGACCUUGGACGGAUUAGAAGCGAUCCCGACGCAAACCGCCUUGCCGAGGGGAACAUCACGAGAACCGCCAGCGCCUCGAGGCGGAGCGGCUCCCGCCGCCGCCGCCGCCAAAUGCGAUCCGAAUCAGAACCUCCCUGGCAUUGUGGGCGGAAAUCACGGAGCGACUCUUGUCUGAGAGAGAGUGAACCAAGGAGGGCUCGACGGAACGGUUGAGCAGCGAAGGUCGAAUGCUUUGGGAGGAGGAGGGAGUCGACUUAGGGUUAGGGAGGAGGAGGAUUGAAGCAGGGUCGUUUUGGGGAAAGGGAAGGGGUCGGUUAGCCGGUUAACCGCCAAUUUCUGACCCCGGUUAGUCGGCUAGCCGAACCUCUUCCCAUCUCCACCGCCAACCGACCGAUACAAGCAAAAACGGUUUUACGGUUAGCCGAAAAAUGAUCGGUUCGGUUGAAACCGUCCGGUUAACCGUUCUGCCACCCCUAGCGGCGACACCAAUAAGUCCAACGAUGGAGA